Daucus carota subsp. sativus is the source of this 2843-nucleotide messenger RNA. Its product is annotated as fructokinase-1. The record is from RefSeq and is a predicted model, not a curated record. Bases 1443 to 2528 code for a protein of 361 amino acids. NCBI's taxonomy places the organism in Eukaryota, Viridiplantae, Streptophyta, Magnoliopsida, Apiales, Apiaceae. The transcript has 6 exons.
UGAACAAGAAAUUGAUUGAUGUGGCUACUUUAGGAAGUCUGUGCGUGGACAUCGUUCUCAAAGUCCCAGAAUUGCCUCAAUCAUCUCCUCAACAACGUAAAGCUUUCUUGCAUCAGUUCUCCAAUACCCCGCCUCCUAAGAUAAUCCAAGAACAGCGGUUACAAAGAAAUUCAAAAAUCAUAUCUACCUAAAUUUAGUGCUAAGAGAGAAAUAGCAGAACAAUGAGAUCGAGAUUCAUUUUUCAUGUUCGAUUGGGACCGUAGUUUGAAGGACAUUAGUACAAAUGAGUGGAGAUAUGUCUUCUUCAUUAAAAAAGUGCAGAGGAUUGAUUUUGAAGAACAACUGCUGCUUGAUUGUUGCAGGACUUGGAUGAUGAGUGCAGAUAUGUACUUGUAUAGUGGUUUUUAAUUUAAAUCAAUAAUUGUUCUGCACGUAAAUAUGAGUGCACGUAAAUGAUCCUAGAUGUACUUAAUUUUCAUCUCGUUUUCAUUUCAUGCAUAGCAUUGCCGGUUCUAGUGUCCAAGGGUCAGACUCGACAAUUUGUAGAUUUUUUUUUCUUAUUUUUGCAUAUAUUUGGCUGAAAAAUAAAGUGUGUGUGUGUGUGUGAUGUGUCUGUGUUUCCAUACAUGUGUUGAGUGUCAAGUAUCGAGCAUGGGUACUCAAUGUAAAAUAAUUCAGUAAGGAGUCUGGGUCACAUAGGUUUGGCACACUGCGCUCACUGUACACUUGGGCACAUUGCAGCUGUUAUUGAUAAAAACACUUUCUUUGGAGUCUGCAUUUACAUUUUACUAUUCAAGUUUGCAAAUUUCUGAAAGUUCUGCCGCAAAAUUUAAAGCCUGAAAGGGAUUGGCAAAAUGUAUCUUGUCAUGGACUAGGAUUAAACUAUCUUGCACAUCAUUUUGGCAGUCCUCACGAUUAGCUCCAAACUCAAGCUAAUUGUUUAACUAUCUCAGGCUCGAGGGAAUGUACAGAUAUAUUGACUCUCUGCAGUUAGGAGGUGUAGUGCUAAAUUUAAAUCUGCUUCUUUAUUUUGCUCUUCACAAGUUUUUCUUUAAUAUACAAAGGGAAUUUCUUUUUUAAAUCAACAUAAUUGCAAAUAUAAUAGAGGCUUUGGCUUAAGCUUGUUCUUUUUUGUCCGUUCUCUAUGUACACCAGUGUUCCCAAAGUAUUGCAAUCUUUGGGGACGGAAACAAAUAUAAAAAAUGAGCAUUACCUUCAAAUGUCAAACAGAUAAAUUUUGGAAAAGAAAUGUUUCACGUUCUUUCUAAUCAAAUGAGGGGUGCUAUAUGCAAUAUUAAUCUUCUUUUGUUAAAAUAGCUCUACAGAGGACAUGCGUCUGAGCUUUUUAACCAGUAUUUGGAGCAUUAAUAGCAACAGUAUAAGUUAAAAAUAUUAAACUGACUGUAUACUUAAGGAGAAGCUUCCUGAGUCUGCCAAAAGAAAUGCAAUACUGGGAAGCUGGCGGAAUCUCCAAUACAGCCAUAGCAGCAGCAAGGUUGGGACUCGACUGCAUAGCAAUUGGUCAAGUUGGAGAUGAAAUAUAUGGAAACUUCCUUUUGGAUGUGCUUCAUGAUGAGGGAAUCGAAAUGGUUGGGAUGGUUGAACAUGAUGGUGUUAUUGGCAGUUCAAGCACCUCGUGCGAAACACAUAUUUGUUACGUUCUGGUGAAUCCUUUACAAGAACAUGCCUUUUGCAGUCCAUCAGAUUUUGUCAACAAGCCAGCCUUAAGUUGGAUGACCAGCUUAUCAACUAAAGUAAAGAUGGCUAUUAAGCAGUCGAAAAUCUUGUUCUGCGAUGGUUUUGCCUUUUUUGUGCUCCAGCCUGAUCUUAUAAUUUCUGCUCUGGAGUAUGCCACAGAAGUUGGAAGAUCAAUAUUUUUUGAUCCUGGACCUCGAGGAAAGUACCUUGCCAAUGGAACACCUGCAGAGCAAAAAGCACUAGACAAGCUCCUAACAAUGAGCAAUGUGCUUAUUUUAACAUCUGAUGAGGCUGAAGCCUUGACUAGCAUCAGGGACCCAAUUCUAGCAGGAAUGGAGUUGCUAAGGAAAGGGAUCUGCACAGAAUGGAUUAUCGUUAAGAUGGGUUCAAAGGGUUCAAUCUUGAUUACUGAGUCGAGUGUUUCUUUUGCACCAGCAUUCAAGGUUGAUGUUAUUGAUACUGUUGGUUGUGGUGAUAGCUUCGGAGCAGCUAUUGCAUUCGGUUACAUACACAGCCUGCCAUUGCUACAUACAUUGACACUUGCCAAUGCAGUCGGUGGAGCAACUGCUAUGAGUUCUGGUGCUGGCAGGGCUGUGGCAACACUGGAAAAGGUCAUAGAAAUUAUGACAAGAUCACAAAUCAACGAAGAUGAUUUUAUACAUGAAUUACUUAAUAAAGAUCUGAAUGUUCAGGAGAUUACAGUCAUCUCAAAUAUGACUAAUAAUGGGAAUAGCAACAAGCCAAAGCAUGUCCCCCUUCAGAAGGUGACGUCUGAGCUUUUACUUAAAUUUGAUCCUGAUAGGAUAAAAUACAGUGGUACCAUUGGAUGACCUAUUUAUAAGGAAAUCAGAUACUGCAAUUCCCUCGGAGAUUAGAUCUAGGAGGUUAACAUAUCUAAUGCCGACUGAGGAUCAAAGAAUGUUCAGAUAAUUAGAGCAAAGUUGGGAUUGCCUUUUAACAGUGGGACUGGUGUUAGUUUGUGCGAAGCCUGCUGUAUUUGUGUUUGUUGAAAUGAUGUUUAUCAAGUUUGCUAUGUGAGAUAUUGGUUUCUUAAAAGAGAAUUUUUAAUUCUCUGGAACAUUUGGAAAUGUGUAUUAAGCCAGAUAGUUGAGCCUCAAGGAAUGCAUUUAUGUUAGAGUGUAAUA